UCGAGAACGUGAGAAUCGUUUGACCGAAAUCGGAACAGUGGAAUAGUUUUUAGUUUUCGCUAGAAUAGUGUUUGCGAAAUUCGCUCUCGAUGGCCGCUGCCACCGCCGCCGCACACCCAGCGCCGCCGCCACAUGCUGGUGGCUCACGGCCUGGUCCUCCUCCGCUGGCACCGUGGACCCCGGACAAAAAGCACAGUGAUCGGGAGCGAUGGGUUUGCAUCUACCCGACGUACGUGAAUCGGAAGAAAACGCGCCAGGAAGGUCGCCGCCUUCCGAAGGAAAGCUGCGUGGACGAUCCAUCGAUGCAGGAAAUUCGCGACGUUCUGCAAGCGAUCAACAUGAACACACUGUUGGAGCUGAAGCAGUACCCGCGGGAGCGGAGCAGAGAACUACAGCACCGCGGGCGGAUUCGGGUGCAGCUGCGGGAUGACUCUGGCAAUCCGAUGAAUGCCGAAUAUCCGACGAGAGACAGUUUAUUGCUGCACGUGGGCAAAACGAUUCCGAUGCUGAAAAGCCGCCAAACGAAGGCACCGGAACAGGCGCAGGUGGCCGCUUCGUCCAGUGCGGGACACUCGCAAAAGAAGGGCAAAGGCAAACGACGAUAGCCGGAGUGUGA
This is a messenger RNA of Anopheles cruzii, 616 nucleotides long. It is a transcript of the gene Srp19, whose product is annotated as signal recognition particle 19 kDa protein. Gene Ontology annotation, biological process: SRP-dependent cotranslational protein targeting to membrane, signal sequence recognition; SRP-dependent cotranslational protein targeting to membrane. The coding region runs from base 90 to 605 and encodes 171 amino acids. Gene Ontology annotation, molecular function: 7S RNA binding. The transcript has 2 exons. Gene Ontology annotation, cellular component: signal recognition particle, endoplasmic reticulum targeting. Lineage: Eukaryota; Metazoa; Arthropoda; Insecta; Diptera; Culicidae. The record is from RefSeq and is a predicted model, not a curated record.